This is a messenger RNA of Clonostachys rhizophaga, 1827 nucleotides long. The record is from the annotation of a GenBank genome assembly. Lineage: Eukaryota; Fungi; Ascomycota; Sordariomycetes; Hypocreales; Bionectriaceae.
AUGUCGCGCUUCAACCCCGAAAUUCUCGAAAGACGGCUGUCCCAAUCUCCUCCGAAACGACCACCCGUAUCGCGAAAUAGCCCACUCAGACAACCCCCCCAGCGCCUGAGUCUGCCUCCGAGCGAGCAGAGCGCCACCUUUACGCGCAAACGGUCGCCAACGAGGCCGUCUCACGAAAACGCUCCGGGCGAUAACACUACGGCGGGAUCAGAACAAGACCAACGAGAAAGCGCUGAGCCCCCGCCACGUACGAAGGGAGCUAAGACGGGGUUGGCUGCAGCACCUAGAAGAUCGCUGCCCAGACCGAAUCCCCGCCCAUUACCACCACCAGCUCCCGACGCAGAGGCAGACCUCAAUCCGUUUCUUGGAAACACCCUUCGUCGCUCUCCGCAGACUGGCAUCGCGAAACCUCCUCCCCCCGAGCCAGAAUUGCCCCCCUCCGUACCCGACGCCGUUUCCUCAACCCCUCCGCGAGGUAUUCAUAGUAGCAGCCCGUCAAAAUGGAGAGGAAGGAAUAAACCCCCGAGUAGCUCCCCGCUGAAACGACCGCCAACGCGUCCCGGGGAGAAUGAUACCGAGAACGUAAGCUUAUUCAACAAGAACUUGAAAAAGGCGGGGUUGCGUCGAGGGCAACUUGGUCAAGGAGCCGCGCUCAGGGAGAGAUCGACCAACAUCCGUGGGAUCAAACCACAGGACGCCAAUCGCGAGAAGAAGAGAAAAAGGGAUGAGCUGGCAAAGGAACUCCAAGCUUUGAAGAGGGAUUUGGACUUUGCCGAGAGAGAAAAUGACCGCAUACGAGUGAUGCUCCGAUCCGGUCGCAAGGUUACAGCGUCGGAUGACGAUGCGGUUCUCGAUUUAUUGAAACGUCAUCUUGCUCCCGACGCGAUCGAGUCACUCCCUUCGCAGUCAGAACUACUGGCGAAAGCAGCCUUGGACCCCCUGGCGCUCGUGCCCAUGGGAAGACCUGUAGUCGCUGUCAUCCCCGACUCCGAAGAAGACGAGGAAGCGAGUGACACUGUCCACUCCCAUCGGCCGGUCGUGAUGUCGGCAGCUGAGGAAUUACCGUUUCUUGAGCUAUUCAGCCCAUUUAGCAUAUCCACCGAAUUUACUACCUUACCUCGAAUUGCCGACGAGCCUCUGCGCCAACAGUUCUCAGUACGGCUUCAGGCUCGACAGUCGCCAGCUCUAUUUAGCGCCCUCGUCAAGGUCAUACUCGACACGCUCAAGCUGGAGAUUGUUUCCAUCGACGUGAGUGGCUUGGAGCCAACCGCCAAACCAGAACUCGAGUCGUUCCUGCGCAAGAUCUGCCAGGGGGAGUGCAACAGAAGCAUGGAACGGAAUAUUGGAAUUAUCACAUGGGCCAUGGCAGAGUGGUUACGGAUUUCAGAACGAAGAGCCCAGUUCUGGUCAAAACUACAACAGGAGACACAGUCCAAGGCUGCGAUUCUCGAGGUGAGCCGGGACGUGCGUGCCAAGGCUUCCAGGCAAACCAGAGGGAAAGGGUCGGCAAAGGGCAGUGAGGAUGACGAGCUCUCUUACGCAACUGUAGACUUGCUCCCGUUCAUGGGCCUCCAGUCUUUUGACAUCAAGGUCCCUUCAGCGGGGUCAACAGCUUCCAUCCGCCUUAACUGGAGAGUGGAAUUCGAUUGGACCGGCGAAGCGCAGAGCAAAGUGUCAGCCAUUGUGUUCAUUCCAGGUAGCUGGCACGGCGUUGAUCGCAAGGGCGCUUUCGGGAAGCUGCCAUCUUUGUUUCAGGGGCUAGUUGAAGGCGGAGAGGAGCCCAACGUAGCAGUGCGCAAAGUGGUCGCUCUGCUUGCCGGCAAUUGA